This is a messenger RNA of Cuscuta epithymum, 1115 nucleotides long. NCBI's taxonomy places the organism in Eukaryota, Viridiplantae, Streptophyta, Magnoliopsida, Solanales, Convolvulaceae. The record is from the annotation of a GenBank genome assembly.
CUCUCCCUGGGUUCUUCAAAUUUCAGCGUCUUAAAUAGAAAGAAGGGUGAAAAGUGAGGAGUAAGAAUGUCAAGCGACAGAUGCAGCCAUUGGUGCUAUAGCUGCAGACAGCCAGUAAACCUUACAAGACAAAAUGUGACUUGCCCGAACUGCCAUGGAGGGUUUGUGCAAGAUCUUGAUGAGGUUACUGCCACUGAAACCGAAUAUGAUGGCGAGGAUAACUAUCACCAACGGCAGUCGAGGUUCAUGGAAGCCAUCUCCAGCUUCUUGAGGCGGCAAAUGUCAUCAUCAAGAACAGAUAGGCGUCAGCCUGAACCAAGUAACCCUUCUUGGAACCCAUUGCUGAUUUUUAGCGGCGACGUGCCAGCUGGAGGCAAUAGCGGCGGAGGAGGAGGGAUGACAGAGUUUCUGAACGAGGCUCUCGGAUUCAGAAGAGAACAUGGAGGAGGUGAUUAUUUCAUUGGUCCUGGUGUGGAAGAGUUCUUUGAUGAUAUAAUCAGCAGCAAUAACAACCGAUCGGUCCCUCAAGCGGCUUCAAGAUCUUCUAUUGAGUCCCUUCCUAAGGUCAAUAUAUCAAGAAAGCAUGUCCGUUCCGAUCUUCAUUGCCCAGUCUGUAAAGAUAAGUUCGAAAUGGGGACCGAAGUGAGAAAACUUCCUUGUGAUCAUUUGUAUCACGCGGAUUGUAUCAUUCCGUGGCUCCAACAACGCAAUUCCUGCCCGGUUUGUCGCCGAGAGAUGGAACCGGAGAGAUUGGGUGAUCACUGCGAUGACCUUAGUGACUCCCGGAGUCAAAGUCGAACCAACUCAAUGAGACUUUUUGAGAGGAGAAGGGAGAGGGGGAGGAGAAUGUGGUCUUUCUUGUGGCCCUUCAGGUCUUCUCGUUCUCGCCGCCGUGGUGGAGUUCCUGAAACCAACAUAGAGGCCACCAACCUGCAGUAUAGUCAUCAUCACCAUCAUGUUAGUGAGUACUCUAGCUGGCCAUUUGAAUAGAAGAUUAGAAGUUAAUCCUCUGUUUAGUCCAUGUGACUAUCCACUGUUAAUCUAUUUGGUCUCCCUAUAUGCAAUUUUAUUAUAAUGUAUUUGGUUCUAAAUAAAAGAAUAUUUUGUCAAUUCAC